GAAACAAGACAAGUGUAAGCCUAAAGCUCCUUGGUUUCAUCAACAACAGCAAAGGAAAAGCUAAAACUAAACUCCCAAAAAAAAAAACUCUCAAUUCUUGUUGUGAAAGUGAAACUAAAAUUAGAGUUGUUUUUCACCUUCCUUUGUUCUUUCUAUGAAUUUUGUUUUUGCUUUUGCUUUUGCUCUGUGUACCCACAGAACACAACUCUUCUUCAUCACCAUUCACCACGUGUUGUAGAGCCACACCUUCUGUAACGCCUAUUUCUAAAACAACAACAACAAGAAGCUAGCUAGCCAUGAUCAACACUUUCUUGUACUCUUCUUUCUUAUAUCUUUUUCCUUUCUUUAACUUUUUUUGUCUUGAGUUCAUGUUCUAUUCUAAGUUUUCCUUUGAUGGGUUGUUCCCAUUUCUUGAAAAAAUCUAAUCUUUAUGUUGAUUUGAGUUAAUUUUGUUUGUUUUGAGACAUAUCAAAUCAAAAUUUUGAGUUUUCCUUUGAUGGGUUGUUGCCAUUUCUUGAAAAAAAUCUCAUCUUUAUGUUGAUUUGAGUAAGUUUUGUUGUUUUUGAUACAUGACAUCAAAAUCUUGAGUUUUCCUUUGAUGGGGUUGUUCCCAUUUCUUGAAAAAUCUCAUCUUUAUGUUAAUUUGAGGUACUUUUGUUGUUUUUGAGACAUAAAACAUCAAAAAUCUUGAGUUUUUCUUUGAUGGGUUGUUUCCCAUUUCUUGAAAAUCUCAUCUUAGCAUGUUAAUUUGAGUUGAUUCUUGUUGUUUCUGAGAUAUAGCAACACCAAAGUCUUGAUUUUUCCGAUGGCUGCAAUUCUGAGGUUUCGUAAGUUGUGCUUUCUUGAACCAGUGAAGUGUUCUACUGUCAGUGUUCAGUCAUUUGAGAAACCAAAAAAUGAUGAAAAACAAUCUUUUGAACAACCCCAAAAACCAGAAAGUCUUGUUUCUGCUAUUGAUAGAGUUUUAGAGAAACCAAAAUCCAAGAAAAUAAAGAAGCAGCCUAAGGAAUGGAGGUGUGUAGAUAGCUGUUGUUGGCUAAUUGGCUACUUGUGCACUAGUUGGUGGCUUCUUCUGUUUUUGUGCAAUUUUUUGCCUGCAAAUUUGCCUGGACUUAGAGUCCCUGAAGCUCCUGGAGUUAGACUCAAACGUGAUGGAUUAACAGCUCUUCAUCCUGUUGUUUUAGUCCCCGGCAUUGUCACAGGUGGCCUUGAGCUUUGGGAAGGAAGGCCUUGUUCUGAAGGAUUAUUUCGAAAGAGGCUAUGGGGUGGUAGUUUUACUGAAAUAUUCAAAAGGCCUUUAUGUUGGUUGGAGCACCUAUCGUUGGAUAAUGAGACGGGGCUCGAUCCACCGGGGAUUCGAGUCCGAGCAGUUCCGGGACUUGUAGCAGCUGAUUAUUUUGCUCCAGGUUACUUUGUUUGGGCUGUUCUUAUUGAGAAUUUGGCAAAAAUUGGCUAUGAACAGAAGAACAUGUACAUGGCUGCUUAUGACUGGAGACUAUCCUUUCAAAAUACAGAGAUUAGAGACCAAUCGUUGAGUAGGCUGAAGAGCAAAAUCGAGCUUAUGUACGUAACAAAUGGUUACAAGAAAGUGGUAGUAGUGCCUCAUUCAAUGGGAGUUAUCUAUUUCCUUCACUUCCUUAAAUGGGUUGAAGCGCCUCCUCCGGUUGGAGGUGGUGGCGGACAGGGUUGGUGCGCCAAACACAUCAAAGCUAUCAUGAAUAUCGGUCCAGCAUUUCUUGGUGUUCCGAAGGCUGUUGCUAAUAUAUUGUCUGCUGAGGGAAGAGAUGUUGCCUUUAUCAGAUCCAUGGCUCCUGGUUUGCUGGAUUCCGAGACCUUUGGUUUUCAAACACUUCAACACAUUAUGCGGGUUUCUCGAACAUGGGACUCCGUCAUUUCUUUGGUACCGAGAGGAGGAGAGACCAUAUGGGGUGACUUGAAUAGGUCUCCAGAAGUAGAAAAUAUAUGUUAUACAUCAAAGGCACGAUACUUGCAAUCCUCUUCGAAGGAAUACAAUGGCAAUGACACGGAUGCUAAGAGGAGUUUCCACGUGAAGGAGCUGCCGAGAUAUGGUAGAAUAAUCUCAUUUGGCAAGGAAAAAUUAGAAUUACCUUCUUCACAGCUCUCAAUAAUUGAUUCAAAGGAACUCAUGCGUGGAAGUGCAUCCAGAAAUUCCAACACGUCAUGUGGAGAAGUAUCGUCAGAGUAUGACGAAAUGAGUCGCAACAACAUCAAGAAAGUUGCUGAAAGUGAUGCAUACACAGCAAGUACUCUGUUAGAUCUUCUUCGGUUUGUGGCACCGAAAAUGAUGAAGCGCGCUGAGGCACACUUCUCUCAUGGAAUAGCUGAAGACCUUGACGAUCCGAAGUACACUCAUUACAAGUACUGGUCAAAUCCACUUGAAACCAAGUUGCCGGAUGCUCCGGAUAUGGAGAUAUUCUGUUCAUAUGGAGUGGGAAUUCCUACCGAGAGAUCAUACGUCUACAAGCUGUCAUCUUCCGAUAGAUGCAAGAGCAUUCCUCUUCAAAUCGACAGCUCCGCGUAUGGAAGUGACAACGGGUGCUUGAAGGGUGGUGUACACUUUGUUGAUGGCGACGAGAGUGUACCCGUCGUGAGCGCCGGCUUCAUGUGCGCGAAAGGUUGGCGAGGCAAAACGCGUUUCAACCCCUCGGGCAUCUCAACAUACAUAAGGGAACACCAGCACAAGGCUCCGUCGAGUCUGCUAGAAGGGAGAGGCACGGAGAGUGGUGCUCAUGUUGACAUCAUGGGAAAUGUCGCCUUCAUCGAGGAUGUCCUUCGACUCGCUGGUGGUGCCACCGGUGCAGAGUUGGGUGGCGAUAGAAUCUACUCGGAUAUUAUGAAAAUGUCAGAGAGGAUAAAUAUUCGUCUUUAACGUGCGAUAAUACGCGCGAUUUUGACUGAGGGAUGAAGGACAGACUCAGAGAAGUAAAGAGCACAAUAAUAGGAUAGUGAUAAUGAGAGUAGAACAGUGAAAACAACUACAAGAAAAAGACUUAAAGAGGACAAUCAAUUGAUGCAAGUAAAGUGAUUGCAUUGAAUGUAAGUUUCUAAUUGAGAAAGAGGGGUGGACUCAAAGAGUGUAGCAUUUUGUCACUUUUGUAAUCUACUGAAUAAAUGAUCACCUUAGGUAAUCAGGUUCAAUAAA
Solanum pennellii is the source of this 3163-nucleotide messenger RNA. RefSeq names its product putative phospholipid:diacylglycerol acyltransferase 2. The transcript has 6 exons. The coding region runs from base 806 to 2890 and encodes 694 amino acids. Gene Ontology annotation, biological process: lipid metabolic process. NCBI's taxonomy places the organism in Eukaryota, Viridiplantae, Streptophyta, Magnoliopsida, Solanales, Solanaceae. The record is from RefSeq and is a predicted model, not a curated record. Gene Ontology annotation, cellular component: cytoplasm.